This is a messenger RNA of Chironomus riparius, 507 nucleotides long. NCBI's taxonomy places the organism in Eukaryota, Metazoa, Arthropoda, Insecta, Diptera, Chironomidae. The record is from the annotation of a GenBank genome assembly.
AUGAACACUCUAGUACAAAUUUUAUCAAUUUUAAUUGCAAUUUCAUCGAUAGAAGCUGAGAAAAGAUUCCUAAAAGUUGAAAACUGCACUGCGGAUGCCAAACUGGUUCGAAUUCAACGAUGUGAAUUGGCAAACAACAAAAUGUCGAUAGUUUAUGACAUAAUCAAGCCUAUAGCAAGUUGUACGGUCGAGUUCUGCUUUCACAAAUCCGAAAAUGGAAAGUUCCGUCCACUCGGAAAAUGUCAACGCUUUGAUCGCUGCAGAAUCUUCAAUCUAGAUGUGAAUUUAACACCAAUAAUGAAAAGACUUACAAGAUUCAUCAAAUAUGCAGGAAGUGCUAGCUUAAUCCCAUCCUGUCCGCUUCAUGGACGUGAAGAGUAUUUGGAUAUGACACUAAAUGCCAAUAUUAUGGGAUUUUUACCGAAAGGAGUUUUGAAAAUUAGUGUGAGGAACUUUAAUGACGAUGGAGUUAUUUUUGCAAUUUCUAUAAUUUUUAUGAACAGUUAA